Molecule: messenger RNA, 393 nt
Organism: Penicillium diatomitis
Lineage: Eukaryota; Fungi; Ascomycota; Eurotiomycetes; Eurotiales; Aspergillaceae
Exons: 1
Coding region: 1-393 (130 amino acids)
Biological process (GO): DNA transposition; DNA integration
Molecular function (GO): DNA binding
Source: RefSeq, a predicted model, not a curated record
AUGGCUCGAUCGAAGGAGCUUACACCUACGCUACGCGCGCGUAUAUGCGAACUAUAUGCAAUCAACUGGGGCUAUAAGCGUAUUCAUAAGCGUUACCCCUGGAUUCCUCUCUCAACAAUUCGAUAUACGAUCAUUAAAGAGCGAGAAAGACAAGAUAGUAUCUCGAAGCCACGCAAAGGCCGGCCAAAGAAGCUCACUAAGGCCGACAAAGACCGAAUUAUCCAGGUUAUUCAUGAGAACCCUCGCGUUACACAGGAAGAUCUACUUACUGAGGUCGACCAUAAAGUGAAAUAUGCCUCAAUUCGACGACUACUUAACGCUGAGAAUAUACGCAAAUGGCGCUGUAGCUGGCGACCUUACCUUGAAGAAAUUUACGCGGUAAAACGACUUUAA